AUGAAGGAAACCAGAGAUCUUCUCUUCUACAACGAGAACUCCAUCGACUUCAACUUCUCUCCAGAAGAGAUGGACACCCAUCAAAUGAUGUGUGUCAACAAUGACAGCCAACAGGACACAUCGUUCCUCACAGCUACUACUUGCAUUUUUGACUUCCAGAAGGACAUCUAUGACGACCAAAACCUGAUGUCCUUCGACCCCUUCUUUCCACAGCAGCGAGAUAUGGCUUUGUGGAUUGCUUCAGUGGGAAAUGGGGCUAUCGAUUGGAGUACUAAACCUCAACUGACUCUUUCAAAGAAGAUCCCUGACGUCGUCAACGAAAAAGGAGAGGAGAUAACCCCUGCUGACCUACAACGCCACUAUGCCGAUAAGCAUGUCGCCAAACUUCCAGAUCAUUCCUGCGAUCUUUACUACCUUCUAUUCAAGCAUGCCAAAUUCGAGGCUACCACCCUGAGGAUCCCAUUGUCACUCCUCAAUGACAACGGUACAGGAGCACUUGGCCCAUUCGACGAGAUCAGAUCGUUGACGGAUGAAGAACAACGUCUUCUUACUCUGCUUAAGACAAUUUCACAUUACAGCUGGGUCACUAAACAUGCGACCAAAGACUGUACGGGCCAACUGCUUGACCUGUGCAAAGAGGGCCUCCAGCUUGUGGAAUCUAUCCAGGUUAACAAAACUUUCAACGGUGUCAUUCUGCAUAUCCUAGUCGCCUACUUUGGGAGAAGAUCUACUGCUCUAAGAGAUGAGUUUCAACUGCACAAGCUCUUUCUUGAACAACGGCUUGACAUUGAGUUGGAAAUCUUGGCCCAACAUGGAGGCGCUGACGCCAUUGAUUCUGAAAAGCUGCGGAAGGUCAAGAAACUGAGCGAACUGUGGGAGUGGUUCAAUGCCAUCCCGUACAACCACCACCCUAGCGUCUCUCAGAUCGAGUUUAUCGCUUCUCAGAUCGGGGAGAAAGUAAGUUUCGUGAAAUCCUGGGUUGCAAACAAGCGACGAACUGGGGCCAAGAAGAGAUCCAAGAAACCGGCACCUUCGACACAGAUUAGACCUGCAUUGAAGGUAUUCUUGGAGAAGAAGCCAUUUGUGUCUCGCCAAGUUGUGUAA
Molecule: messenger RNA, 1104 nt
Organism: Yarrowia lipolytica CLIB122
Lineage: Eukaryota; Fungi; Ascomycota; Dipodascomycetes; Dipodascales
Source: RefSeq, a predicted model, not a curated record